CCACUGUUCGCUUUACUCCAUAUUGCCUUUCUAUGUGUCGUGAACCAAAGAUUCCUGCAAAAUUGCCUGCAUGUGCGAGCAAUUUUUGGCCAUUUCAUGCGGAGCCACGCAGCCGAGUGCCAUCCCUGUAUGCAGUGUACGAAAGACUUUCGCCUAACUUACCUUAGGUCCCCUGGCCAGAGACGCGUACCUGAAAAUCUCUGGGCGCGCUAUAGGUGCCUUAGGCCGUCGGCAGACAUUUCCAGGUACCAGCUUGCAGCCGAACAAGGGGCUUUUGGCGCCCAACGAGGCCUGGCUUCGCCCCAGAAUGCAGCAGAGCAACCAGGCUCAAAGUCAAGGUCCUCAUUCGUCACCUAUAUAAUUACGUCAACUUUGUGAAUGACUUCAUACCCUUUGCUCAUUCUCCCUGCGAUUCCGACACUUGAAGCUGCACGCAGACUGCAUUUUUCCGCUGUCCGUGGAUGCUCUACGCCCUCAAAUUUCUACAUUCGACACUCUGCUCGAGAUUGCGAUACAUGAGUCCUGCUCAACACCGUUGAGACAUCAUGGUUCGCUUCACGGGCGGCCUGCUGUUGUUCUCAGCAUGCGCAGCCGCGGCGCCGCCAAAGUACCCUUCCAACGGCCAAGGGAACCAACAGGCCGUGUUCAAGUCACUGGAGCCGCAAUCGAAUCCUAGAAAGUUACAGGGAAAAUUCCUCCACAUCACAGACAUCCAUCCCGACCCUUUCUACAAGCUUCAUUCAAACCCAUCCCAUGCUUGCCACACUGGUAAAGGCGAAACUGGCUACUUUGGUGCCGAAGUGACAGACUGCGACACGCCUUUCUCCUUGGUCAACGCGACCUUUAGAUGGAUUGAAGAGAACAUCAAAGAUGAGGUUGAUUUCGUGAUUUGGACUGGCGAUUCGGCGCGGCAUGACAAUGAUGUAAAACAUCCGAGAUCAGACAAGCAGGUCAUCAGGCUCAACAAGUUUAUCGUGGACAAGUUUGUUGAGACCUUUGGAAAAUCCGACAACAUCGACGAUCCCGAUCCGACCAACGACUUUGUCGUUCCUAUUGUCCCUACCAUCGGCAACAACGACAUCCUACCCCACAAUAUCUUUUCAGCAGGUCCGAAUAAGUGGACUCGCACUUACAGCAGUAUAUGGAAUAAGUUUGUGCCGGAAGCGCAAAGACAUUCAUUCGAAAGAGGAGGAUGGUUCUUUACCGAAGUUAUACCCAAUAAAUUGGCAGUCAUCAGUCUGAAUACGCUAUAUUUCUUUGACUCGAACUCGGCUGUGGAUGGCUGCGAGUUAAAGUCAGAGCCAGGCUACGAGCACAUGGAGUGGCUGCGAAUCCAGCUCCAGUUCAUGCGCGAACGAGGAAUGAAAGCCAUUCUGAUUGGUCAUGUACCGCCAGCAAGGACCGGGAGCAAGCAGAAUUGGGACGAGAGUUGUUACCAGAAAUACAAUUUGUGGAUGAGGCAGUACCGUGAUGUCAUCGUCUCUUCCAUGUUUGGCCACAUGAACGUCGACCAUUUUAUGUUUCAAGAUGUGAAGGAUCUGACAUACAAGUUCAAGAUCGACGGUAUUGAUGACGAAUUCACAAGAUCUGACUUUGGUGAUGCCGACCCGAACAAUGAGACACUGUCAAUUAGCGCCAAAACAGCAUACCUCAACGAACUGAGAGCCGACUGGGCCACACUACCCAAACCUCCUGCUGGCCACUCUUACCAAUUAGACACACCUCAGGAUACUGUGGAUACUGAGAAGAAGAAAAAGAAAAAGAAAAGGCCAGACGACAAGGACGAAUUGGAUGAAUUCCUAAAAGCCAUUGGCGGACCCUGGGGUGAGAGAUUCAGUCUGAGUUUGGUGUCACCGAGUGUGGUUCCGAACUUUCUCCCAACUCUUCGGGUAAUAGAGUAUAACAUCACCGGUCUCGAAAAGCACCACCCGGCUGUCGGGGCCAUAGGCACACCCGCAGACAAGACGGUUGAAGAUAUGCUCUGCGAAGGGAGCAACGAUGAACAAGAAGCAUUCGAGGGUGAUACCGAAGGUGGGAUGCAGGAUCUGAAAAAGAAGAAGAAAAAGAAGAAGAAGGGCAAAAAGAAACCCAAAUUCCACGUGCCGAAACCCCCUUCCAAAUCGUCUCCUCCUGGCCCAGGCUACUCAGCACAGCCGCUUUCUCUCGUUUCCUGGACACAGUAUUAUGCCAACCUGACCCAGGUGCACGAGGAGAUGGACAAGGCAGGAAACAAAAAACAGAAAGAUCCGUAUCACUACUUUGAUUAUCAAGUCGAGUACGACACGAAGAAUGACAAUGCUUACGAGAUGAAUGAUUUGACCAUGCGGUCAUGGCUAGAUCUUGCCGAGAGGAUAGGCCGCAAGAACUUGUCCAAAUCCAAAUAUGAUGCGUUGGACAUGACCGAUAAUGACGAGGACGGUCCAUCCGAGCUAGAGCCACAGGCGUCUAGGAAACCCAAAGGCCAAGGAAAGGGAAAAAAGAAUCAUCCAAAGACGACGAAAAACCAUCUAUGGAAGACUUUUAUCAAGAGGGCAUUUGUGCAUACGAAGCCCGAUGAUGAAAUUGAACAGGACUUUGGUUGAUCUCUCGGGACGAGGAUGUGGAUUGAGUGUAUGAAGUCGAGAAGAAAGUUGAAUGCCCUGCUCCCCCUUGUAUUUCUAUGUACUACGGAGUACCUUUUGCAUUAUUAUCGGAUGGGGGGUUGGGUUUCAACUAGCGAGCAUAUUGACGAUGUUAUGAGAUAUGGUAAUGUCGAAAAAUACCAGGUACCCUAAUAUACCGAGUACCUACUUGGAGUUCAGGUUUGGGAUAUUCAUAAAAUUUUUUGGUGAACAAUAUGUUCAAAAAUCUACUUCGGCAUGUUCU
Messenger RNA from Exophiala oligosperma, 2865 nucleotides. RefSeq lists its product as uncharacterized. Gene Ontology annotation, molecular function: endopolyphosphatase activity; exopolyphosphatase activity. The record is from RefSeq and is a predicted model, not a curated record. The coding region runs from base 546 to 2582 and encodes 678 amino acids. The transcript has 2 exons. Gene Ontology annotation, cellular component: membrane; fungal-type vacuole. NCBI's taxonomy places the organism in Eukaryota, Fungi, Ascomycota, Eurotiomycetes, Chaetothyriales, Herpotrichiellaceae. Gene Ontology annotation, biological process: polyphosphate catabolic process.